AUGUUCUGCUCAGCUCAGAAAGGGUCCUGCUCCUCCCGAGUCUCCUCCUCCGGGGCCGUGGGCAGCAGGGGCUGCACUGGCAGUGGGAGCAGCUAUGGGCUGGGGGGAGGCUCUGCCUGGGGCUUCCAGGGGAGCAGCAGCAGCUGGGGCCUGAGUGGGGGGUCUAAGGGUAGCAUUGGAGGGGGCUUCGGAAGCUGCUCAGUAAGGGGUGGAUUCGGAGCAGCCUCCAGCUUUGGUGGAGGUUCUGGCUUUGGCGGGGGCUCCUGCGGAGGCGUCUCUAGCUAUGGGGGUAGUCUAGGGGGUGGUCUCGGUGGUAUCGGUGGCUAUGAUGGGGGCCUUCUCUCUGGAAGUGAGAAGCAAACCAUGCAGGACCUCAAUGACCGUCUGGCCAACUACCUAGACAAGGUCCGAGCCCUGGAGGAAGCCAACACUGAUCUGGAGACUAAAAUCAAGGACUGGUACUGCAGGCAUGGAUCUGGAAAAGAUGGGCCCAGAAGAGACUACAGCCAAUACUGCUCAGUCAUCGAAGAUCUGAAGAACCAGAUCAUUUCAGCCACCUGUGAAAAUGCCAAGCUGGCUCUGCAGAUUGACAACGCUAGGCUGGCCGCCGAUGACUUCCGAAUGAAGUAUGAGCAUGAACUAUGCCUUCGACAGUCCUUGGAGGCCGACAUCAAUGGCCUGCGGAAAGUGCUGGACGAAAUGACCAUGACUCGCUGUGACCUGGAGAUGCAGAUCGAGGGUCUGACUGAGGAACUGGUCUUCCUGAGGAAGAACCAUGAGGAGGAAAUGAAGUGCCUGCAAGGAAGCUCUGGAGGGGACGUGACAGUAGAAAUGAAUGCUGCCCCAGGAGCCGACCUGACGAAACUACUGAAUGAUAUGAGGGCUCAGUAUGAGGCGAUGGCCGAGCAGAACCGCCAGGAAGCUGAAAAACAGUUCAACGAGCGGAGCGCAUGCCUGCAAGCCCAAAUCUCUACAGAUGCAGGGGCAGCCAAUUGCGCCAAGAGUGAGGUCAUGGAGCUGAGGCGCACAGUGCAGACCCUGGAAAUCGAGCUUCAGUCUCAGCUGGCCCUGAAAUGCUCUCUGGAAGGGACCCUGGCUGACACAGAAGCUCGCUAUGUAGCUCAACUGUCUGGAAUCCAGACGCAGAUUAGCAGCCUGGAGGAGCAGCUCAGCCAGAUUCGGGGCGAGACACAAUGCCAGAGUGCAGAGUACGAAUGCCUGCUGGACAUCAAGACCCGCCUGGAGCAGGAGAUUGAGACCUACCGUCGCCUGCUCAACGGAGAUGGGGGUGGAUGUGACUAUAGGAACUUAGUAUCCAGGCAGGUGGUACUGAAUGACUCAAACUUCGGAAGCUGUUCUGGACAAGAAAAAGAUCCCAGCAAGACGAGGGUAACGAAGACCAUCAUAGAGGAGGUGGUAGAUGGUAAAGUUGUCUCAUCUCAAGUCAGCAACAUUUCUGAAGUGAAAAUAAAAUAA
This is a messenger RNA of Rattus rattus (black rat), 1476 nucleotides long. It is a transcript of the gene Krt24, whose product is annotated as keratin 24. The coding region runs from base 1 to 1476 and encodes 491 amino acids. The transcript is spliced from 8 exons. The record is from RefSeq and is a predicted model, not a curated record. Lineage: Eukaryota; Metazoa; Chordata; Mammalia; Rodentia; Muridae. Gene Ontology annotation, molecular function: structural molecule activity.